Molecule: messenger RNA, 897 nt
Organism: Mucor mucedo
Lineage: Eukaryota; Fungi; Mucoromycota; Mucoromycetes; Mucorales; Mucoraceae
Exons: 2
Coding region: 339-860 (173 amino acids)
Source: RefSeq, a predicted model, not a curated record
GGGAUUGAUGACGCGUACUGACAUUGAAAACGUUUCAAGAUAAAACCUCCCUCUUUUUCUUUUUUCUUUUUUCUUUUUUCUUUUUUCUCUUUUCUUUAUUUUCUCACCUGCUUCUUAUUUUUGUUCUUACUACUAUGUCCGGAGAUAUUAAGUAUUUAGAGGUUGUCUCAGCAAGUAUUCAAAAGCUUGCCAAAGAAGAUAAAGUUGUCGACUGGGACAAAUUUGUAAAAGAGGAAGGAGAUUUAAUCAUCAGUAGCUACAACGGUGACAAUUUGAAUUCAUUUAAAGGCGAUUAGAAACAGCGUUUUAAAAACACCUUGUCCCACCUUAACUUACGUAUGGAAAUCACUUCAGGAGAAAGAAAUGCCUGGAAAGAUUUAAUUACUGAUAAAAUCAAAGUGCCAAGAAAGUCUCCUGCUUUGUCUUCUGCAAAUCAAUCUUCAACAUCUUCUACAACAAACUCUUCAAGGCAUAACAACUUGAUAACUAAAGAACAAAGAAUCAACGUGUUAAAGUUGUAUGAUGAUUUAAACAAUGAAAACAAAUGGAAGCUUGCUUGUUCCGGAAGAUACGUAGAAGAUAUAAUGAAAGAAGCAGUACAAACAGCCAAAUAUGAACACCCUUCCGCCUCCUUUAUUUUGGAUCUUGCCGACACAAUCUGGUUAAGCAAGUUCACAAAGGAUGAAUGUAAAGAAAUCAAGUAUUUCAAUAAUAAGAAGCCAGAAAAAAUCAAGAAGAAUAUAUUGAUUCUUUUGAUAAAGAAGAGCUUGAAACUGCUCGUGAUUAUUAUAACGAAGCAAGCAAGAAGAAUUUUGGAUUUGGUGGACCAUAUGAUCAACGCUGGAUUCAACGUUCCAUAACUGAUGCUGCUGACCCAUAACUGAUGCUGCUGACCCA